UCCUCAUACCAUACGUGUUCAUCCCAAAACCCAGGCUGCUGCUUUUUCUCCGUUGAUUUUGCAGAUCCAGCUACCGAACGCUGCCUAAUUUUGCUGAUGGAAAUCGUCGGAUCUCGCGGGAAAUCCUCGGUGUCGUCCGCAGGCGACGCUUUCACGGAUAUUCAGCUCUAUCGGUCGGCGCCGGAACUUGAAGUCCGGCUCGAAGAUUUCGAGCUUUACGCUGUUCACCGUCUUCGAGUUCUCAAAGGCAUUUCGGAUGGAUUAUCCCGUGGGAAGAAACCCAAUGAGAUGGAAGAUUUGGUAAAUGAGUUAUGGGAGGUAAACAUGAAGCGUUCAGAAGCAUCUGAGUUUGUCAACAAGGACAUCAUUUCCCAUUUUGUUUUGCGGCUUGUCUACUGCAGAGAGGAGGAAUUAAGGAAAUGGUUUCUAUCCAUGGAGACUACACUGUUUCGCUAUCGUUUUCAACGUGAAUCUCCUGAAGCCCAGAGGGCAUUAUUGGCAGAGUUUAACCUGCCUUAUAAAGCCGUAAGCAGUGCAGAAUAUGAGAGUGUGAAAGACAAAUUGAAGCAAGCCGCGCGCUCCUCUGGUCAAUCUGUACCCAGUGCUGAUACCAUAUUCUACAAGGUGCCAUUUGAACAAGUUCCUGAUCUUGUAGCAAGUCGCAGAGUAUUUAUCCUGAAGGGUUAUGCCUAUGUUGCAAUGAAUCAGGUGGUUUCCCUCCUCAUGACACAAUACCGCAGCAAUCUUUCUAAAGCACUCGUAUUGACAAACAGAAAAUGGACAUCUAUGAUCAGAGAGCAAGAGAAGGACCGGCUGACUCCUAUUGUUGAAGCUCUAUCCACAAGUUAUUUAGGUCCUGACUAUAGCCAGCCAAUAGAAUGUGCAGACAUAUCAUUGAAGGACAUUGAUCAGGUCGCCAAAAGUUCAUUCCCUCUCUGCAUGCGCCAUUUAUUUGAGAAGCUUAGGGAGGAUCAUCACUUGAAGCAUGGAGGGCGUAUGCAACUGGGUCUUUUUCUCAAGGGUGUUGGACUCAAGUUGGAUGAUGCCCUUGCAUUCUGGAAAGCAGAAUUCUCUAGAAAGGUUGGUGCUGAAAGGUUUGACAAGGAAUAUGCAUACAGCAUACGUCACAAUUAUGGAAAAGAAGGGAAGAGGACGGAUUACACACCCUAUUCAUGUCAAAAGAUAAUAUCUUCUACACCAGGUGUAGGAGAUCAUCAUGGGUGUCCUUAUCGUCAUUUCAGUGAGGAGAAUCUGAGAGCAGCACUUAAUAAGAUGGGAGUAGGCAAUCGUGCUGUUGAGGAUGUCAUGGAUAAAGUGCGGAGUAGACAUUAUCAGCUAGCAUGUACCUUGACGUUUGAAGCUGUUCAUGGGGCAUCUUGUGAUGCGGGAAUUAAUCAUCCAAAUCAGUACUAUAUUGACAGCCAAAAAAUUCUGGAAUCAAGGAAAAAUUCCAAGGGUAAUUAGGAAGUUUUUUAGCAUUGGACGAAUCCCCUGUAUUGUUGCCACAUAUUACUGUGAGCCACUGUCUUGCUGUCGUGCGUUUACAAAUGUGCUAUUGCGUGCACUUUGCUGAUCAGAGUAUCUCCAACAUGCCGAAGUCUAUUCUGAUUGCCUGGUACCCCUCUUUCUGUGUUUCUAACACUAGGAAAACCAAAGAAGGAAAAUGACAUAACAGCAGAAAAGCGAUCCACGAUAUAGCAUUUCUGCUACUAGUUUGCUCAAGUUGUUGCUGCGUAGCUGGUAGUUUUCCAUUUAUUGUACAAGUUACAUAAGCAAUGUAUUACUGUAAGUAGGAUUUUAGAUUUGUUUGUAGAAUGUGAAUAUGAAUAUCAUAUUUUUGCAUGUACUUUAUAUCAUGACUAGCGCACGAACCUUUCA
Messenger RNA from Sesamum indicum (sesame), 1878 nucleotides. Its product is annotated as DNA primase, large subunit family. Gene Ontology annotation, cellular component: alpha DNA polymerase:primase complex. The record is from RefSeq and is a predicted model, not a curated record. NCBI's taxonomy places the organism in Eukaryota, Viridiplantae, Streptophyta, Magnoliopsida, Lamiales, Pedaliaceae. Gene Ontology annotation, biological process: DNA replication, synthesis of primer; DNA replication initiation.